Molecule: messenger RNA, 873 nt
Organism: Oncorhynchus nerka (sockeye salmon)
Lineage: Eukaryota; Metazoa; Chordata; Actinopteri; Salmoniformes; Salmonidae
Product: extracellular calcium-sensing receptor-like
Exons: 2
Coding region: 1-873 (290 amino acids)
Biological process (GO): G protein-coupled receptor signaling pathway
Cellular component (GO): plasma membrane
Molecular function (GO): G protein-coupled receptor activity
Source: RefSeq, a predicted model, not a curated record
AUGGAGGUGUGGAACUGGCAGAGAGACCAGGCAGCAGAGACAGUGUUUGUUACUGUGAGGAAUUACGAUGCCUCUCUCGCUAAUGGAGAGCAGUUUGCCAUGAAUGGGAUAAAGAUAGAAUGGGCUGGCAAUCCCUUAAAGGAAUACUGGUCAAACGGAGACAAGAGUCGCUGUGUCCCAAAGGAGGUGUCAUUUCUCUCAUUUGAAACCAUGGGAAUCCUCCUGGCUGCAAUCUCAUUGGUCGGCGCGUGUUUAAUAACCACAGUGGUGUCAUUGGUCUUCAUUCACUUCAAAAAGACUCCCAUUGACAGGGCCAACAACUCUGAGCUGAGCUUCCUGAGGAAAACAAUAGUGGUGUUGAUGACCUUAAGGGCUACACUUCCAGCCAGUAAUGUCAUGAAAUGUUUUGGGCUUCCACAGCAGAGACUCAGUGUUCUGGCUUUCACUCUCAUACAGGUCCUGAUCUGUGCUCUUUGGUUAACAGUCUCCCCUCCUUUCCCCUACAAGAAUAUGAAAACAUAUCAGGAAAAGAUCAUUCUAGAGUGUGAUGUGGGUUCAGCUAUUGGUUUCUGGGCUGUGUUAGGCUAUAUAGGACUCCUGUCUCUCUUGUGCUUUGUGCUGGCUUUUCUGGCUCGGAAGCUGCCUGAUAACUUCAAUGAGGCCAAAUUCAUCACCUUCAGCAUGCUCAUAUUCUGUGCAGUCUGGAUCACCUUUAUCCCAGCUUAUGUCAGCUCUCCUGGGAAGUUCACUGUAGCUGUGGAGAUCUUUGCUAUUCUGGCCUCUAGUUUUGGUUUACUUUUCUGUAUAUUUGCUCCCAAGUCUUAUAUCAUAUUACUUAAACUUUAUACACACUUUAGUAUUGAGAGGGGUUAG